AUGCAACCGCACUCUAAUCCACCGAACGGCAACGGCUGUCGUGACUUUUCGGUAGUAUUCAUUAUUGGAGCACCAGGUGCGGGCAAAGGAACACUCUGCACCCAUCUUGCACAAGAAUACAACCUUGUACACUACUCAGUCGGCGAUGGCCUACGUGCCUGGAUGCGCGAAAACCGGUCGACCAAACUUGCAACCGAGAUCCAAAGCAAGUUGGAUAACCAAGGCUUCCUCACGUCCAAGGAGCUAAACCCUUUCAUUUAUCGCGCAAUUCUCGACGCCCACAACGGGGGAGCUGGAGGCAUCCUAAUCGACGGAUACCCACGAUGCAUCGGGCAACUUGAAUCUGUCCGGUCAUGGCCUUUCCAAGAUACUGUUCCGCUGGCACCCAGCAGUGAUGGUGUCCUGAGACUGGAUGUCAAUCCCGAUGUCGUGCUCUCGUUCGAGAUUACGAAAGAAAACGCAAAGGCGAGAUAUUUGAACCGGGCGCGAGACAACAAUGAUAGUGCGGACAAGUUCGAAAAGCGUUUUGCGGAAUACCAACUUGAAACUAUACCUGUAGCUGAAGUGUACCAACAGCAAGGACUCCUCAUAUCUGUUGACGUGAACGGAACCAAGGAAGACAAUAGAACGACACUGACCAAGGAGCUUCAGCAGAGCAAACAAUGGCAGGAGGCUGUUUUGCAAGGUAUUACCGGUAUCCGGUUCCUUGACAAGUAA
This is a messenger RNA of Fusarium poae, 717 nucleotides long. RefSeq lists its product as uncharacterized. The transcript has 3 exons. The record is from RefSeq and is a predicted model, not a curated record. Gene Ontology annotation, biological process: nucleobase-containing compound metabolic process. Gene Ontology annotation, cellular component: cytoplasm. Gene Ontology annotation, molecular function: AMP kinase activity; ATP binding. NCBI's taxonomy places the organism in Eukaryota, Fungi, Ascomycota, Sordariomycetes, Hypocreales, Nectriaceae. The coding region runs from base 1 to 717 and encodes 238 amino acids.